Molecule: messenger RNA, 1028 nt
Organism: Glossina fuscipes
Lineage: Eukaryota; Metazoa; Arthropoda; Insecta; Diptera; Glossinidae
Gene: Sf3b6
Product: splicing factor 3B subunit 6
Exons: 4
Coding region: 411-776 (121 amino acids)
Cellular component (GO): cytoplasm; ribonucleoprotein complex; nucleus
Molecular function (GO): mRNA binding
Source: RefSeq, a predicted model, not a curated record
UUCAUUGCGAAAGAUUGUAUCGAGUAUCUUACGUCCAGAAAACAGUUUUCGGAGGACGUGCUGAAUAAGUACGAAAUUGGUACAAUCGUAUAGGAAUCAGUAUAGUAAUACUAAAUUCGAGAUAUUUAGUACGCGUACAUGAAAAUUGUUAGCAAUUUAUAUAAAAAGUUCGAGUUAAAUCAAACAUAAAUUAAGGGUAAUAAAAGAAGCUAUUUGCGGAGACAAACAAAAGGACAAAGGAUAUUAAAUACAAUUUUAGCAAACAAAGGAAAACAACGCAUUAAAACUAACAAUAAACUAAUCAUCAGCAGUCUUUCAGUAGCUAAGAAAGGAAUAACACAUCACUCUGAGGGCUCGCUCCAUUUCAUUAAAAAAAGGAAACAAGCACUUUUUUAGUCGGACGAUAGAAAAUGAAUAAACGCAAUAAUAUUCGUUUGCCUCCUGAAGUGAAUCGGCUAUUAUAUGUGCGCAAUUUACCUUAUAAGAUCACAUCUGAUGAAAUGUACGAUAUAUUUGGAAAAUUCGGUGCAAUCAGACAAAUAAGGGUUGGCAAUACACCGGAGACACGUGGUACAGCCUUUGUUGUCUACGAAGAUAUCUUUGACGCGAAAAAUGCUUGUGACCACUUAUCUGGUUUUAAUGUUUGCAAUCGGUAUUUGGUUGUCUUGUACUACCAAUCAAAUAAAGCCUUCAAGCGCUUGGAUAUUGACAAAAAGCAGGAAGAAUUAAAUAAUAUUAAAUCCAAGUACAACCUAAAAACACCAGAAGCCCCCUAAGUCUGUUUGGCGAUCGCUUUUGGAACUUUUCAACCACAGACUUCGCUGUACAUUUUGGCUCUUUUUUCUAUUACCAUUUCCAAUUUCUGAAUUUUGUUAUAUUUCCUUGAUUUGCGAAUAUAUUUAAUUUUUUUCUUAUAAAGUAUACGAGUUCGUAUACUUGCAUUUUUCUCAUCCUGUGAUCAUCAUCAUAAUGCUUGUUAUACUGGCUUUCAUCUCUCAACAUACUAUUCCUUUUUCAUUAUCAUUGUC